Molecule: messenger RNA, 1913 nt
Organism: Ricinus communis (castor bean)
Lineage: Eukaryota; Viridiplantae; Streptophyta; Magnoliopsida; Malpighiales; Euphorbiaceae
Product: serine/threonine-protein kinase AFC1
Exons: 12
Coding region: 229-1596 (455 amino acids)
Biological process (GO): protein phosphorylation
Cellular component (GO): nucleus
Molecular function (GO): ATP binding; protein kinase activity
Source: RefSeq, a predicted model, not a curated record
AUACCAGUUAACCCUGGUUAAGAUUCAGCCUCUUUCCUUCCUCCCCGCUUUCAGAUCCUCUCUCUCUCUCUCUCUCCCUUGAUUGCAGAUUCAAUUUAGGGUUUUUCAAAAUUUCAAAAUCAAAUUCCGAUUUCCACAACUUCCGCUUCAUUUUUUCUUCAAUUGAUACACCGGGUCGAUAAAUGGAUCCAAGAAUUUGUUGAAAUCUGAGGACAGAAAAGAUACAAAAUGGAGACGCAGAGAAUAACAGAAUUGCCAUUAAGGAACAUGGAUAAACGUCCGAGAAAACGGCCUCGUUUGACAUGGGACAUGCCUCCUCCUCCUCCUCCCAAGGUGCUUUCAGCGAUGUAUUGCGGUCAGGAUUUAGGGAAUAAUGAUGGAGGAGGUAUUAUUAAUACAAAUUUUGGGUAUCCAAAUAUGUAUUACAGGGAUGUUCCUGUUUCUGUUCCUGUUCCUGUUCCUGUUCCUAUUCCUCUUCCAAUUACAGUUCCUCGUAAUGUUUCACCUCCUUGGAGACCUGAUGAUAAAGAUGGUCAUUAUGUCUUUGCUAUUGGCGAGAAUUUGACUCCUCGUUACAGGAUUCUCGGCAAAAUGGGUGAAGGGACAUUUGGGCAAGUCUUAGAAUGUCUUGAUAAUGAAAAGAAAGAGAUUGUGGCAAUAAAAAUUGUUCGCUCCAUACACAAGUAUCGUGAGGCUGCCAUGAUUGAAAUUGACGUCCUACAGAGGCUUGCCAGGCAUGAUAUUGGUGGCACUCGUUGUGUGCAAAUACGGAAUUGGUUUGACUAUCGUAAUCAUAUUUGUAUUGUAUUUGAGAAGCUUGGACCAAGCUUAUACGAUUUUCUCCGCAAAAACAGCUACAGUUCAUUUCCCAUUGAUCUAGUUCGGGAGCUUGGCAGACAACUUUUGGAGUCUGUUGCAUUUAUGCAUGACUUACGACUGAUUCACACUGAUCUGAAGCCUGAGAAUAUACUGCUGGUUUCCGCUGAGUAUAUCAAAGUGCCAGAUUAUAAGUUUCUUUCUCGUUCCACGAAAGAUGGGUCUUAUUUCAAGAAUCUUCCUAAGUCAAGUGCUAUCAAGCUCAUUGAUUUUGGGAGUACUACAUUUGAACAUCAGGAUCACAGCUAUGUGGUGUCAACACGGCAUUAUCGGGCACCAGAGGUUAUCUUAGGUCUUGGAUGGAACUAUCCUUGUGAUUUAUGGAGUGUUGGUUGCAUACUUGUUGAAUUAUGUUCUGGUGAAGCCUUAUUUCAAACACAUGAGAACUUGGAGCAUCUUGCCAUGAUGGAGAGAGUUUUAGGGCCACUUCCGCAACAUAUGGUGGUCAGAGCUGACCGUCGUGCUGAAAAAUAUUUCAGGAGAGGAACACGAUUAGAUUGGCCUGAGGGUGCAACUUCAAGAGAAAGCAUGAGAGCAGUUUGGAAAUUGCCUCGUCUUCCGAACCUUAUCAUGCAACAUGUAGAUCAUUCCGCUGGUGAUUUGAUCGACCUAUUGCAAGGGCUCUUAAGAUAUGACCCGGCAGAGCGGCUCAAAGCCAGGGAAGCUUUAAGACAUCCAUUCUUCACAAGAGAUCCAAGAAGAUGCGGCUAUCCUUUAUAAUGCCGUCCCUAAAAGUGAGGAGCACUGAGCAAUGGUAUAUAUAUAUAUAUAUAUAUAACAAAGAGAUGUCAUACUGUGAUUGAUGCGGUGACAUAAUUUUUUCAUGUCAAGUUUAACAUACAAUUGUUACCAUAUAGUGAAGUGUAUUCUCUUCCUGCCACGUCCAUUUUCCCCCCUUUCGUGGGUUUUUUCUUUUCUACGGCCUUCCUAAUUGACGUGUAUACCCAUAAUUUCCGGUUUGUCUUGUGAUGAUGAUCAAGUAAACAAAAACAAAAAAUGUUACAGCGUGUGUAAGAUGGAUGACUUAUUUUUUCGUA